AACAGUAAUUUUUUCGAACAUUUUUUUGACUUCACUGAUGGUGAAUGUAUUCCAACCGCCGGUGGAGGCACUGCAGUGUUAUUUAACGAUGUUGAACAGGUCUCACACAAAAGCCCUGCGAGAACUACACGGAAAAUCUAAUAUUUUCUACAUUUUUUUCAAUAAAUGCUUCGACAUUUCAUAG
Molecule: messenger RNA, 184 nt
Organism: Haemonchus placei
Lineage: Eukaryota; Metazoa; Nematoda; Chromadorea; Rhabditida; Trichostrongylidae
Source: the annotation of a GenBank genome assembly